This is a messenger RNA of Procambarus clarkii (red swamp crayfish), 1723 nucleotides long. RefSeq names its product NAP domain-containing protein SET (gene Set). The record is from RefSeq and is a predicted model, not a curated record. Gene Ontology annotation, biological process: nucleosome assembly. NCBI's taxonomy places the organism in Eukaryota, Metazoa, Arthropoda, Malacostraca, Decapoda, Cambaridae. Gene Ontology annotation, cellular component: chromatin; nucleus. Gene Ontology annotation, molecular function: chromatin binding; histone binding.
CGAGGACCAAUGAGCGUGGAGGACGGCCCUGGCGUCCAUUUUGGCCGGGAAGCUGUGUUGUGUUUACAGUGUUGUUGGCAUACCCUCGUGCAACUCCGGCGACGCUGGGGCCUUUACUCUCGUCCACAAAAUGUCAGAAUCGGGCGCCUCUCCGGCCAAAAUAAAAAAGCUAGACCCGGCAGAGGAAGUGAACGAAUCGCGGGAAUACGACCCAGAGACCCAAAAAGCGCUGGAGGAAAUAGACUCGUGUCAGAAUGAGAUUGAUCAGCUCAACGAAAAAGCCAGUGAGGAAAUCUUGAAGGUAGAACAGAAGUACAACAAACUAAGAAAACCCAACUUCGAGAACCGGAGCAAAAUCAUCCAGAGGAUCCCUAACUUCUGGGUGACGGCUUUUGUCAACCACCCUCAGAUUUCUGCUAUUCUCGAAGAGGAGGAAGAAGAAUGUCUACAUUACUUGACCAAACUAGAUGUAGAGGAGUUUGAUGAUAUUAAGUCAGGCUACAGAAUUAAAUUUCAUUUUGAGGAAAAUCCAUACUUUGAAAAUGACGUGCUUACAAAAGAAUUUCAUCUUGGCUCGACAGGUGAUCCUGCGUCGCAGUCUACAGAGAUAAAAUGGAAAGGAGGACACAAUCUAGUAGAACGAUUUCGACAGAGGAUGCAACAAGGGGAAAAGGGUGGAACAGGCCGGAAACGUCCUCUGGAACUUCGGUCGUUCUUUUCCUGGUUUUCUGAUCAUGGAGAUCCAUCAGCUGAUGAAAUUGCAGAGGUGAUCAAGGAUGACAUGUGGCCCAAUCCCCUGCAAUAUUUCCUGGUGCCAGACAUUGAGGUAGAAAAUGGUGAGGGGGAUGAUGAUGAAGAAGAACUUGAAGAUGAGGAAGUAGAUGAUAAUGUGGUUGUGGUUGAGGAGGAGAUUGAAGAGGUUGACGAAGAAGGUGUAGAAGAGGAGGAGGAGGAAGAUGCACAGGGGGAAGAAGACGGUGAAGCGGAUGAGUGAGGCCGGCUAUGUCAGGUUCUGGAGUUCCAAGAACAUGGUCUAAGCUAUCAGUCAUAAAUAGGAAUGGUCUCAAUGGUUUACUUGAUCAGACUACUUUUGCUAGUUAUAAAAUAGAUUGAUUUUAGGAACUUGCUGUUCUCAUUAAGUAUAUUUACAUGAUGUAUGAGCAAAGGGUAAAUGGGGUAAUUUUCUAAUUGUCAGUAAACUACAUAUUUGUGAAGUUUAGCAUGGCAAAUUUUAGCCUAGCUAUUUUGUUAAAAAAUAAUUUGUUUCAUUUAUUUCCGUAACAAUUUUUAUUACACAAAAUUUCGUUUGUUGAAAUUGCUAUGUGACAUCCUAUAAGUGGGAAGAAGAGUGAUGCAGUAGGACUACACAAAUUUUAUACACUAUUUCCAGUUUUCUCAAAUUAGAUUCGUAUGCAUUGCCCAGUCGAUGUCCUAUGCAAGUUAGCAUGUGUGCAGUGGGUAUGCAGUAAUUUAUAAAUAUAAAAAAGAACUUCUUUUUAUGAUCUAAAAUAUAUGAUGUAUAUUGUUGAGAAUGUCUGCUGUACCCAUUGAACACGUGACUUUGAGACUCCUGUGCUUGGAGACUACUAACAGCAUAGGCAGUAUAAUUAGAUUUAAUUUACUAGAAUGACAAAACUAAUCAUGUACAAGUUUUCUACUAUGGGAACAAAAGUAAUGUGUCAUGAUGUAUGAUCAUUCCUAUCAUUAAAAGUCACUUUUGUAA